This is a messenger RNA of Guillardia theta CCMP2712, 1629 nucleotides long. RefSeq lists its product as hypothetical. The transcript has 10 exons. The record is from RefSeq and is a predicted model, not a curated record. NCBI's taxonomy places the organism in Eukaryota, Cryptophyceae, Pyrenomonadales, Geminigeraceae. The coding region runs from base 1 to 1629 and encodes 542 amino acids. Gene Ontology annotation, molecular function: protein binding.
AUGCCCGCACCAUUGAAGGCGCCUCGAGUCUUGGAGCAUCAGAAGAGGAAGGUGAAUGCUGGGAUCCUUCCUGAUCAGCAAGUCCCCAGUGUAGGCGACAAGGAGCAGCAGGUGCUGCUGAAUCAAUCUUGGGACAGAUACGGCAUCGGGAUUCAGUUUGAGUACGACUUGCAAGAUGGUGUUGUCCUGGUGCGAUCGAUCUCUCGAGGCGCUGCUGUUCCCUUCCGCAUCGGAGACAAGCUCCUGCGGCUGGACGGCAACUCCAUCCUCCAGAACCCAGCGCUAGCACCAUCUCUCAUCUUCGGGGCGAAGAACUCGAACCUUCACGUAUGCAUGCUACAGGAUGGAGUGGAGGUGGAGGCCUGGUGCAAGCGGGGCUUCUUCGUGGAGGACGAGAACAUGUUGUCGAUACUCGGAGGAACGAAAGCUUGCGGCAUUGGGGUCGUCUUGGACAAGGAUCCUGUCACCUCGUUGUUUGUUGUCAAGAAGGUCUUCCACAACAGCCCUGCGUACCUUGCAGGCCUCAGGAGCGGCCAUCUCAUCUACUCCAUCGACGGCAAGACCGUCCACGCGCUGUCAAAGGAUCAGCUCCCUGGGCUGCUGCUGGGCAAGCAAGGAACGAGCAUCAGCCUCACCUUCCUCACCAAAGAUGCGAAGGAUGUCAAGCAUGUCGACGUCGUCCGCACGGUUGACACUGCGCGAGCUCAGAUGUCAAAUGUCUCUGCUCGAGUUUGUUGCAACUUGUUGGGACCCUCAAGCAGGUCGAUCUCUCUGCAGGAACUCAAGAAGGACAUUGUCUUUGCGCUCUGGACCUCUCCGAAUCGAGUGGUAGUGACUGAGGAGGCUUGCGAUGCGUAUGCCAUCAACGUUCACAUCCUCCCCGACAUCGAGGGAGAGGACUCUCGGAGUGUACAAGAAGUCGUCAGUGAGCUUGAGAAGCAGCUCGAAAACUCCUGCAGUUGUCUCAGGAAAACAAGUUUCGGAGGACACCUGCGAUCGCAGAGUUCCAGCCGCCGGGAGUCAUCUGAGAGCGACUCGACCUCAGUCUCUCGCUGGUCCUCCGCCAGCACGCUGGACAGGACGGUGACGCUGUCGUCGCCGCUCUCGAUGGAGGAGCAACCCACUUCCAAAAGCCCUACCUACGUCGACCUCGACUUCUUCGGGGCUCCUGGAGCCAUGCCUUCCAUCACCCUCAAGGGCCACGAGCCAAACGCCUCCGUCCAUGGCAUCCCUGCGCGCGUGGUGAGCAUGAGCGAUCCGACGGCUCCUCAUCUGGACGUGGAGAUUCCCCUCAGUAGCUGCAGCGUAGCCGACGUGAAACGUUUGAUCCUACGUCGGCUGGAAUCGGAAUCGUCAGACAUGGAGCUGUGGCAUGAGGGAAGGCACCUGCCGCCCAGUACGGACGUGCGUGAGCUCUGGAUGAAACAGCAGCAAGCAGGGAGCCUGAGGCUGGCGUAUUCCCUGACACGGUCACCGGUGUUCAAGCCCAUCAGAAUAUCUCAUGGCCAGGGGAUGCGGAGUGUCGAGGGCUUGCGAGAGAGCGGCCUAGCGACUCGAGGGAGCGACAAAGACUCUUUCAGCCCAGCAGAGCUUGUCCGCUGCGGCAUUGUGGGAGUUUGGCAAGUUUAA